Molecule: messenger RNA, 1032 nt
Organism: Cucurbita pepo subsp. pepo (vegetable marrow)
Lineage: Eukaryota; Viridiplantae; Streptophyta; Magnoliopsida; Cucurbitales; Cucurbitaceae
Source: RefSeq, a predicted model, not a curated record
AUGGAGGAUUGGGAUUUGCAAGCAAUUGUAAAAGGAUGCAAUGGAUCAAUUACUCCUUCAAGAACAGCAACGCUCAUGGAAGAUCCAAAUUUGGUCUCUUUUUUGAUCGAAAAAGAUGAAAUUUUAAGUUCUUGUUCAGUGUAUGAUGAGUUUGAAGGGUUGUUUGGGAGCUCCGAUGACUCUGCCUCUGCCUCUGCCUCUGCCUCUGCCGCCGCCAUUUCUGGUCUUCUCAGAGAGCUUAAGGAACCGGAAAAGCUUCAUCGGAAGAGCCAAAUCGCUGCAACUAAACAGAAACAGAGUCAGCCUCCCAUGGAGGAUUGGGAUUUGCAAGCAAUUGUAAAAGGAUGCAAUGGAUCAAUUACUCCUUCAAGAACAGCAACGCUCAUGGAAGAUCCAAAUUUGGUCUCUUUUUUGAUCGAAAAAGAUGAAAUUUUAAGUUCUUGUUCAGUGUAUGAUGAGUUUGAAGGGUUGUUUGGGAGCUCCGAUGACUCUGCCUCUGCCUCUGCCUCUGCCUCUGCCGCCGCCAUUUCUGGUCUUCUCAGAGAGCUUAAGGAACCGGAAAAGCUUCAUCGGAAGAGCCAUAUCGCUGCAACUAAACAGAAACAGAGCAAGAAAAGUCGGCAAAACAGAGUCGUGAAAGAGGUGAAAGCAGAGGGGGUGUGUUCGGAUUCAUGGGGAUGGCGGAAAUAUGGACAGAAACCGAUCAAAGGGUCGCCAUAUCCGAGAAGCUAUUAUCGAUGUAGCUCCUCCAAAGGAUGCUCUGCUAGAAAGCAAGUUGAACGGAGCCUCUCCGAUCCCGGCGCCUUCGUUGUCACCUACACGGCUGAGCACAACCACGCUGAGCCUACUCGCCGUAACGCCCUUGCCGGAACCACGAGGAAGAAGUUUCCGGCGCCGGAAAACACGAGUUUGGAUAGGUCUGUGGCGUCCGUUGAAGAAGAACAGCCAAUGGAGGGAGUUGCAGAGGGGGGAGUUAUUAUGGAUUUGCCAUUCGAAUUCUUUUCUGGUUUGGAGGAUUUUCUUUUUCAAUGA